UCUUCUCUUGUCCGGUUCGUGUCCGGUUUCUUUUCUUUGCCCUGCAAACACAGACGCGCUUUAUGAAGUGCGUGUGCACGGGGACGCGCUGGAUGAAACUCCGCGCGGGCACAGCAUGUCUGGGUACAGAAAGUUUACCUAAUUUAAGGAUACCACCACCAAUAAAUGUGGAUCAGCAACAUUUUACACGUAAUGACGUCUCUUGACGCACCCUCCUGAUGAAUGAAGGGCAGAUGUGGCGCAUACGCAAGCGUUACGCACGCCCCGCCCUCUACCUGCGGGAUCCGCCCACUUACAGUGAGACGCACCUGGAUCAAGCGACACGGAAGUCCGGCUGAGAUUAUUCAACACUAAACGCCGCCGUGGAUCUCACUCGCAAACUUUGUGACACUCGCUGUGAAGUUCAACACAUUUGUCAAGAUGUUUUAUGAAUAUAUUCUGAAUCUCUGACGGUUUGACAGCCGGCGCAGGGUGUGUGCCAGGUGAAGUUUUGUUUCAUACUCUCUGAACGGCAGCCUCCAUUCAGCCCUGCCACAAAAAAAUGACAUUUCUCCGCCGGGUUCUGCGCAGACGACUGCGCCCAUGGAAUCUCGCCGCCAUUGCGCUGGUGUUUGUGACAUUUCUGUUUCUGAUGCAGAGAGAUGUGGUCACUCAGAACUCUCAAAAUGAGCCCUGGCUCAAGGACAUCGUGGUGAAACGGGACGCCGUCUUGGGGAUGGUGAUGGGAGCCGUGAAUAACUUUCGGGACGCCAUGCCAAAGAUGCAGAUCAAAGCUCCCGUGAGACAGCAGCAGGGAAACGAUGGAAGUCCGGCAUGUUUAGCCGGAUACUACACGGCCGCCGAGCUCCGGCCGGCUUUGGAAAGACCCCCGCAGAACCCCAGUCAACCGGGGGCUUCUGGGAAACCUUUUCACACUGACAAUCUGAGUCCAGAGGAGCAGAAGGAGAAGGAGAGAGGAGAUGUGAAGCAUUGCUUUAACUUGUAUGCCAGUGAUCGGAUCUCGCUCAGCAGAGACCUUGGACCUGAUACCAGACCUCCUGAAUGCAUAGAGCAGACGUUUAAACGCUGUCCAGCUUUGCCGACCACAAGCGUGAUCAUUGUCUUCCAUAAUGAAGGAUGGAGCACUUUACUGCGUACUGUCUACAGCGUCCUGCACACUUCUCCUGCCAUUCUUCUCAAGGAGAUCAUCCUCGUGGAUGACGCCAGCUCUGACGAUCGACUGAGGAACGAACUGGACGAAUACCUGAAACAGUUACACAUUGUCCGCGUGGUCCGUCAGCUUGAAAGGAAAGGUCUGAUCACGGCUCGACUGCUCGGGGCUUCGGUGGCUACAGGAGACACUCUCACCUUCUUGGAUGCCCACUGCGAGUGCUUUCAAGGAUGGCUGGAGCCUCUGCUGGCUCGGAUAGCAGAGAACUACACGGCCGUGGUGAGUCCAGACAUCACCACCAUAGACCUCAACACAUUUGAGUUCAUAAAGCCUUCACCGUAUGGUCAGAAUCACAACCGAGGGAAUUUCGACUGGGCCCUGUCCUUCGGCUGGGAGACCCUUCCGGCUCAUGAGAAACAGAGACGAAAAGAUGAGACGUAUCCGAUUAGGACUCCAACGUUUGCAGGCGGGUUGUUUUCUAUUUCCAGAGAUUAUUUUUAUGAGAUCGGAAGCUACGAUGAGCAAAUGGAGAUUUGGGGAGGAGAAAAUAUUGAAAUGUCCUUUAGGGUGUGGCAAUGCGGCGGGCAGCUGGAAAUCCUGCCCUGUUCUGUUGUCGGUCACGUGUUUCGUACAAAGAGUCCACACACCUUCCCUAAAGGCACACAGGUGAUCGCUCGCAACCAGGUGCGACUGGCAGAGGUGUGGAUGGACGAUUAUAAAGAAAUCUUCUACAGGAGAAACCAGCAGGCUGCACAGAUCGCCAAAGAGCACUCAUAUGGAGACAUCUCCAAGCGUGUGGAUCUCAAAGAAAAGCUUCAAUGUAAAAGUUUUUCCUGGUUUUUGAAAAACGUCUAUCCGGAGGUCUUUCUGCCUGAUCUCAAUCCAGUGAAGUUUGGUUCGAUAAAGAGCAUUGGUAAAGAUGCCUGUUUGGACGCUGGUGAAAAUAAUGAGGGAGGAAAAACUCUCAUCAUGUAUCCCUGCCAUGGAAUGGGAGGAAACCAGUACUUUGAGUAUUCGACCCAUCAUGAGAUCAGACACAAUAUACAGAAGGAACUCUGCCUGCACGCGGCCGACGGAGCCGUCAAAUUAGAGGACUGCCAGUAUAAAGGACACGACACGCAGACCGGAUCACAACAGAAAUGGGAAUUAAGAAAGGAUCAGCUGUUCUUUAACAAGGGCUCCAAAAAGUGCCUGACGUCUCAUCAUCAAAACCCUUCUCUCGUGACCUGCGAUCCAUCUGACAGAUACCAGCAGUGGGUCUUCAUUUAAACAGACCACACGCACACACGCAGGGUCCAAAAUUAACUUUUUAUUCAAUUAUAGUGAAUCUGUCAUAAAUAUUGAUUUUAUUUGUAAAAAAUUAUUGUGAAACGUCAACCAAAUUAUUUUUUUGAUUUAUUUUGGUGUCUUGACAAAAAUAUAUUUUAGGUACAGUUUGUGUCUCCACAUGGAGUUUUGGAGAAAAGAUUUAUAUAACCCAUAUGGAUAAAGAUGUGAUGCUAAAAUAUCUACUGCGAGAAUUUGUUAGAUGCACAAUUGUUUUUAGCAGAAGCAGACACUAAAGUUUGAUGUGCACGCCUUGUUGCAUUUUUUUAUUUGAGGGAAGCUAACUCAUGAGUAGUUUUUGCCAUAAAAUUUUAGGUGUUAAUUUUGGACCCUGCACAUACACUACACUACGUACUACAGACACCCAACAGUUUUCUAUCUGACAGAGAUAGGAUUUUAAUUUAUCUUAUACAUGGAAACUACUGCCGCUGGAAAGGUGGAAAAUCUCCAAAGCACAAACAUUCCUCUAUGCCAGUGCCAAGGCGUCUUCUGGGUGGGCACUCAGAAAAGUGCAGUAAAGUGAAGUUAUUCUUUCUUCUAGUCUUUCUUUCAUCCUCUUCAUUCAUUUGAUUUUAAAGUCUGCUAUUGUAUAACAUUUAAUACUGGACUGUAAUCUCGCUCUGUCCACACCGCUGCUCAAUGUCAACUGCGUUUCUGAACGUAAAAAGCAGAUAAUGGAUGUCUAACAAAAACAGAGGCCUUAUAUUUAAACCGUCAUGUCACGCAACAUGAAAAAAUUUUACUGCACCAAAGACUUCAUAAAAAAGUAUUGAUAUUUCCUCUUCAAAAGUGGAUUUUGCGUAGGGAUGUGAGACGGGUCGUGUCUGUUAUGCAGUACACUGUGCACUGAAAAAAAUGAUUCAUUGAAUUUAAUCAAUUUUUUUAAGGUAAGUGGUUGCAAUCAAUUUAUUUAAGCUACAUUUAAACAAAAGUUUUAUAUUUUAUUUUACGUUACUAAUCUUUUUUGUUUAAAUGUAGCUUAAAUAAAUUGAUUGCAACCACUUACCUUAAAAAAAUUGAUUAAAUUCAAUGAAUCAUUUUUUUUCAGUGUGGAUAAAAGGUGCUUCACAAUGCCAUAGAAAAAUCAUGGUUCCAUAAAGAACGUUUAACAUCUGAAGAACCUUUCAGUGUCAGGUUCUUUAUAAUGAUUAUAAAAAUAGAUUAUAAAAAGUUAUGAAAGAAGUGAGUUACCUUUGACUGAAUUGAAGGCUGUAAACACACAUUGGGGGGACCAAAACAUUCAGGGCUAUAUGUGUGUAUAUUAAAACAUCAAAUAUUAGGGGGGACAAUUUAGACGUUUCUGAUUAUUAAGGGGGUCUGCUGGGGUCUCUCUUUUGGGAACCAAUAUGGUUCUUCUACACUGUAAAAUAUUUAUGCAGCUGUUUGCAAGUAACUUACUGUAGAUUUAAAUUUAUGUUUAACAGUUUGUUCAAUGUGAAUUAAACAUUAACAAGUUUUUAUCUUUAAUUAAACUAUAAAAUAACAGCAUCAUGUAAAGCAUUUUGGGAACCAAAAUCCUCAUCAAACUUUUUUUUGGUUCCCAAAAUGCAUUGUUAUUUAAGAUUUAUUCUAUAAGGAUAAAGUCUUAUCAAUGUUUAUUUAACUUUGAAAAAACUGUUGAAAGUCACUGGCAAACAGCUGGCAGUAAUACUGUAAUUUCUACAGAAAUUUUUAACAGUGUUUGACAUUGCUAGCAUCUUCAUUUUCAAGUUUGUAUUUUCACAACUGUAUUAAAAAAAAUGAGGUGUCAUUUAACCUCCUAAGACCCAAGCUUUGGUUUGGCUUGCAUUUAAGAUUUCUUCCAGCUAUUUGGAGUUAGGAAGAACCAAUAAAUAUAAUAACUAAAUAUUUUCUUUGAACAUGUACAGGCUCCAGUUACACAGAAUUAAGUAUUAUAGUGCAAACAACAAAAAAUGUGAUGUCCACAACCUAUGUGGACACACCAGGUCUUAGGAGGUUAAGGAAGUGUAUAAAAUAUGCUGUAAGUAAAAAAUUUUAUUUUAUAAAGAUAAUUGAUAAAUUCAUACAGAUUAUUGUAAUUUUAUUCAAAUGGGUGAAAUUUUGACCAAGGGGUACAUUUUGAUAAUUUUCCCUUUUAACUUAAUUUUAAUUCUUGAAAAAAAAUCCAAUAUUUUAGGAUAUAACAUAUAAUAUGUGAUCAAAAUCGUAAAGAACGAUCUUUUUCUUAAACAGAUUUUUUGUUUAUGCUUUAGGUUUUAAUUAUGGGAUUUUUUUUGCAUUGUGUUUUGUUUAUUUUUUUUUUUAAACUUAGUGGUGUUAAGAAUAUUUAACAAGAUAAGAAUGAUUAAUGUGGUCAUGAUCUGUGACAGCAAUGCAGACUUACAAAAUCACGAAAUUGCAGAAGGGGGCGCUAUUACACAAAAAUAUGUGUUCAGAUUAUUAAUGCAAUACAGAUCUGCAAAGUAGCAGAUGAAAUAUGUAAUUCCUUUCAAAUUUGCAAACAAAUGUUUACAUCUGUCAGAAACCACUGUUACUUAAUAUUUUCAUGAAUUUAUGUAGAUUAUAUUUUGGGUUAUUUUUUUGUAAAACUUGUUUAAUUUUUGUAAGAAAGUGUUGAAGGGUUGUGCAUAAAAUUGGAGACGUGUUAUUUAUUUUUA
This is a messenger RNA of Paramisgurnus dabryanus, 5094 nucleotides long. RefSeq names its product UDP-N-acetyl-alpha-D-galactosamine:polypeptide N-acetylgalactosaminyltransferase 3 (GalNAc-T3) (gene galnt3). NCBI's taxonomy places the organism in Eukaryota, Metazoa, Chordata, Actinopteri, Cypriniformes, Cobitidae. Gene Ontology annotation, cellular component: Golgi apparatus. The record is from RefSeq and is a predicted model, not a curated record. Gene Ontology annotation, molecular function: polypeptide N-acetylgalactosaminyltransferase activity. Gene Ontology annotation, biological process: protein O-linked glycosylation.